AUGAAGCCCGUCGUCAGUGCUAUGCAAGCAUGGUCUUGCACCGUCAUCUCCUUCUUCGCCAUCAUCAUCCUGACCGUCCUCGCCGCUCUAUAUCGCUCCGGCCACGAGGAGCUCGUCGGAGGUGUCGACGAUCCCGCUGAUGGAAAGGCCGUCUCUGGCACAGUCUUUACUGCCGUCUUUGUCUACAUCGGUUUCUUCGUAUUUUGCGGUCUGCAGGGAAUGUUGCACGUUCGAGAGAGCCGAAGGGGUGCUAUUUCUUUGUAA
Trichoderma atroviride IMI 206040 is the source of this 264-nucleotide messenger RNA. RefSeq lists its product as uncharacterized. The record is from RefSeq and is a predicted model, not a curated record. Lineage: Eukaryota; Fungi; Ascomycota; Sordariomycetes; Hypocreales; Hypocreaceae.